GAAAGCAAGAGGAGGAAGUUCGGAGCUCUUUUUAUUUAAACCCCGAGCGAGGUGUUUGAAGCGGCCACACAUCCAUGCCCCACACUCAACCCUUUGUUUCAUGUGAGCUGCUUCGACCGUGCGGCGGCCCUGAUCUGAUGCUUCCUCGCUGUGCUUGAUCAUGACGUCAAAGCGCAAUCUGUUUGGCCGCCUGGUGCCGUGUCGGUGUCUACGCGGUGAAGAGGAAGCUGUCACCGUGCUGGACUAUUCCCACUGCAGUUUGGAGCAAGUACCCAAAGAGAUCUUCCCUUUCGAUAAGACUUUGGAAGAACUUUAUUUAGAUGCUAACCAGAUUGAAGAGCUUCCGAAGCAACUGUUCAACUGCCAGUCCUUGCACAAGUUGAGCUUGCCCGAUAAUGAUCUAACUGUCUUGCCAGCAUCCAUUUCAAACCUCAUCAAUCUCAGGGAACUAGAUGUCAGCAAGAAUGGAAUCCAAGAAUUUCCAGAAAAUAUCAAGAACUGCAAGUUCCUUUCUGUGGUUGAGGCCAGUGUGAAUCCGAUUUCAAAGCUUCCUGACGGGUUCACACAGUUACUGGGCCUGACUCAGCUUUACCUAAACGAUGCCUUUUUGGAGUUUUUGCCAGCAAAUUUUGGAAGGUUAACUAAGCUGCAAAUAUUGGAGCUUCGAGAAAACCAGCUGAAGAUGUUGCCAAAAACCAUGAGCAGACUGACUCAGCUGGAGAGAUUAGAUUUGGGAAGUAACGACUUCACGGAUGUGCCUGAAGUGUUGGAGCAACUGACGGGACUUAAAGAGCUGUGGAUGGAUGGCAAUAGACUUGCACUACUCCCUGGGUUCAUUGGCAAAUUAAAACAGCUGAGCUACUUGGAUGUGUCCAAGAACAACGUGGAGAUCGUGGACGAUGCCAUCUCGGGCUGUGAGAAUCUCCAGGACCUUCUGCUCUCCAGUAACGUGCUUCAGCAGUUACCCGAAUCCAUUGGUUCCCUUAAAAAACUGACUGCACUUAAAGUGGAUGAAAACCAGUUGAUAAGUUUACCAGAUUCAAUUGGAGGGCUUUCUUGUUUAGAAGAAUUUGAUUUCAGUUUUAAUGAAAUUGAAGUCUUGCCUCCUACAAUCGGUCAGCUACAGAAUCAAAGAACUCUUGCAGCAGAUCAUAAUUUCAUUACAGAUCUUCCUUCAGAGAUUGGUAACUGCAAGAACGUGACUGUGCUGUUCCUCCAUUCCAACAAAUUGGAGCACUUACCCGAGGAAAUGGGAGAGAUGAACAAACUCAAAGUCAUUAAUCUCAGUGACAACCGAUUAAAGAAUCUGCCGUUUAGUUUCACAAAACUGCACGAACUAACGGCGAUGUGGUUGUCGGAAAAUCAGUCAAAACCACUGAUUCCCCUUCAGAAAGAGGUGGAUCCAGAAACACAGAUGCAGGUGCUCACAAACUACAUGUUCCCUCAGCAGCCUAGAACAGAGGAUGUGCUGUUCAUCUCGGAUAAUGAAAGUUUCAACCCAUCGCUGUGGGAGGAGCAGAGGAAGCAGCGGGCUCAAGUGGCGUUCGAAUGUGACGAAGACAAGGAUGAGAGAGAGGCGCCAUCACGGGAAGGCAACUUGAAAAGGUAUCCGACACCUUAUCCUGAUGAACUCAAAAACAUGGUUAAAACGGCACAGAGCGUGGUGCACAGGUUAAGGGAUGAUGGGAAUUCGGACGACUCUGGAGCUGAAAUGAAGCCAAACGAUGAGAGAUCAGUCACAGCAAAGAGUUCUGUCGAGGUUAAGGAAUGUGCCGUCAAUGUCGUCGAACCGUCAGAAAACGUGAAGCGGAUUACGGUGGAAAAUUGCAUAAACAAAACGGCUGAGCAAGAAUCGAACGACCAUGGGGAAGAUGCACAAAUAAACUCCGACGUGGACGAAACACAUAAACUUGUAGAGGAUGAUGCCCUUGAGGAUUCUGAGAAUACCACUUCUGACGAAGAGAUGAAGAUGGCAGAAUUGCGGCCACCCUUGAUUGAAAUACCAAUCACUCAACCAAGAGUGCUUGCACUGGGUAAAGAAAAAAGAGAUGAUGCUGAUUCUUUACUCGAGGACUUAAUUCCAAACAGUAAUCAGAACAACAGCAAUUGUUCAACUCCCUCGAGGAUAUCGGACACCGUUUCCUUCAACACAGAGAGCAGUCAGGAAACCUUGCAUUCUACCCCUGACAAGGAUGCUAGAACUACCAUCCCACUCCUGAAAAGAAAUAAUCGGUGCGAUGCCCCUGACAUCUCGCAGCUGCAGAAUGGAGCAAAGUCGGGCACACCACUUCAGAGCAGCACAAGGAGCCCAGAGGGGAUUGAUUCCCCUGCGGGGAACAGAGAUGCCAUUAAGUUGUUUGACUUUGACUUCAACGCCGAGGAGAAGCUCGCCCUCCUAGAGAGAGGGAUUGAUGUGAAUAACUGCCCUUGGCAGUACCAGAGGUUGCUCAAGGUCGGGAUGAAUAAGAACGAGCUCGCUGCCGAGGAUGUGAUCCUGGGUUUGGAUGGAGUGAUCAAAACUAACGAUGGCGUUGAUGGGGCGAUCCAUGCAGAGCCAUCGGGGCGGGUUAUGGAAAGUAACGCCAAAGUAACAGAACAUUUAAAGAAUGGGAAUGACUUUCCAAUCGGCUUCCCUCAAAACCAAAUAAAUGGUUGCCAAGAAGAUAUUCAGAAGCUCCAGAUGCACAUGGAGGCAGGAAAACAGUAUUCACCGGGCCUGUUUUCAGAUGUUGAUGCUGCUAUAUCUAGGAGCACCGAGGAGCUGUCCCCGCUGCGGGAACGCCCGCGAGGGCCUGUGGUCAAGUCGCACAGCAUUACGCACAUUGAGACGGGGGGGUUGAAAAUCUAUGAUAUUGUCAAUGACAACGGACCGCAUGAGCAAGGGUUGCUGACCAAGGUGUGUCCUGGUGUCCUGCAGGGGCAAGGCAUGCCUCGCAGUAAGUCUGCCAGCCUGCUGAGUGAACAGUCGCUGCAACCGUUCACCGGCAACCCCGCGUCUUCCUCCGACAUGUUGUGCAAGAAGGCGGUGUACACGUUCGAUCAGAACUUCAACCCGCAAGGCAUCAGCUUGAGAGGAUCGGUGGUUUCCCAGCUGGCCCCGAUCCCUCAGUACAACAUCCAGUACAGCAGCAGUGCGUUGCCCAAAGAGAACAUGUGGCCGCAGAGGCCGGCCUUCCACGCGGAGCCCGGCAACGCGGCCCCCCAGCACCACCUGCGGCCAGAGGCGCACGACAACGCCAACUACGCCAAGCACUCCGCCAACAUCAACUUCUCCAACCGCAAUAACUCCCAGUCCAGCGUCUCUUACGCGGUGCAGCAGAGGAUAGCACCUCGGCCGAUGGAGAUGUGGGCUUGCCCGCCCAACGAGAGGCUGAUCCAGAGGGGCACCUUGCAGCGACAGAGCAGCCUCACCUCCAACUCCUCCGUCACGCUUCCAGAGGCCCUCCACUGCAGGCGGCUCCCCCUUCCCGACGGCGAUUACAUGACCUACAGGGACAUCCACACGCUGGGAAGAGGGCCCCAGCUGCCCCAGGGCUCGCAGAGACCCUUGUCCGCCAGGACUUACAGCAUCGAUGGCCCAACCGCCUCCAGGCCUCAGAGCGCCCGCCCGCUCGUCACCGAUGCUCCAGAGAGAACCAUGUCCAUCAGCGACUUUAACUACUCACGGACUAGCCCGACCAAGAGAGCUAACAUCCGAGUGAAAUCAGAGCACUCGCUGUUAGACGUACAGGGCACCAGUAAAGUCCCUUCUGACUGGAGGGAGCAGGUGUUACGUCACAUUGAGGCCAAAAAGCUAGAAAAGUAUCCAUCGCAAGGUAACAGCAUCGGGGACCCAGGUCAAGAUGAUGUCUUUAGCAUUGGGCCACAUAAUUACUCAACUGGAACCAUUGGUAUGAAGGAUAUACCGUCGGACACCAUAAGGAAAGUGUCUUUGACAAAUGGCCAGAUGUACCAACCUCCAAGGGUAGGAAUGAACAACAACCAGCCCCACCAUGCCAUGUCCCAAGUAACAGUUGGGAGACAUCCUUCCAGAGAGCAACUGAUCGAUUACCUAAUGCUGAAGGUAUCUCAUCAGCCGCCGUACACGCCAACACAAGGAAUAUCCAUGAGCCAUCCCCUGAGACAAUGCCGUGAUAUCAUACAGCAAGAGAUGCAUAUUAAAAUAGACAAGAAUCCCGAGCUGGGUUUCAGCAUAUCCGGCGGUAUCGGUGGUCGAGGGAAUCCUUUCAGACCUGAUGACACUGGUAUAUUUGUAACAAGAGUUCAGCCUGAAGGGCCAGCUUCAAAAUUGCUUCAGUCUGGAGACAAAAUAGUUCAGGCUAAUGGGUACAAUUUUAUGAAUAUUGAGCAUGGACAGGCAGUGUCACUAUUGAAGACGUUCCAGCAUGCAGUGGACUUGAUAAUCCUGAGGGAAGUGGCAUCCUAAUGAUGAAUUGUGGACGACGAGAAGAAAUCAAAACCAAUGUGAUCAAUUUUUUUCUAUAAGUAAUUCUGUAGCAAAAAAAAAAAAAAAAAAAUUGCAGCUGAUAUCACUUUUUUUACUUGGAGAUGAGGGAGGAAUCAGUGGACGGUUCGAAAUUCUGGCGAUGAGUUUAGGCUGUAUAAUAAUGUAUUGGGCAAUGUAGAGCUUUGGUAUAAGGGGCAUGACCACUGUACAAUGGUAGAGGUGCAGAUGCAGGGUGAAGAAUUAACAUAGUCAAAACAUCACUCUUAAUAUGAACAAACCUGUGUGCUUUUCUGUACAGAUUUUAGGUUUUAUUUUUGGAUAAUCUUAUAUAUUACUAAAGAAACUGUACACGGCUCGAAUAGUGAGCCUGAUUUUAGCUCGGACAGGUGGCAGGGCUAUCUGUUCCAUAGAUUUAAGCCUUUUAUUUUUAAUCACCUUUGUAUAAUUGUUAAAACGCUGAAACCACUGGGUAAGAUGUGCAAGGGCUGGCCAAUGGAUGUGUGUACUUUGUUUAGACGAACGGGUAGAUGUACGGUUCGAGCAUAUUCCAAUUUCGGCGACCUUGGUGGGAAUAUCUGACAAGAACUGAUGUCGGUGGGGCUAGGUUACCAAAGUGAAUCUUUGAUGGCAUGGUUUGAUGACAGAGAUGACAUCGCUGUGAGCGGGACGGGGAAAAGAAGCAGCUAAUUGAAGGGCCUGUCCCACUUUCACGACCUAAUUCACAACCUUUUUUACUCGUGGACAUUUUUCAUCAGGCUAGAAAAACGCCCCGACCUACUUGAUGCCACGAGUACCUACGACUAGCAUCACGGCCUGCUACGACCUACCUACGACCUCGUGAUGACCAUGCUGCGAGUAUGAGUCAAGGGCAAACUCGGCAGAGGUCAUGAAUUAGGUUGUGAAAGUGGGGCAGGCCCUUCAAGCUGCCUGGGAUGGAUCUGUUUCAACAAGAACGUUUUGAAUUGUGAAUUGGACUCUUUAAGACCAGAGUCACUAAAAGGGUUUUCUUAGUCCUUUCGCAACAAGAGAGGGUUGUGGUUAUGCUGCCCACUACUCUGAGAAUAUUAUUUUAUUACACUUAUCAUUUCUAGUGCAUUUGGCCAAUGUUUUAAAUAAAAUCUUUCUAUCUUUACUAAAAAAAAAAGAUAUAAUUAACAAUACUGAUGCCUAUUGAUCAGCUUUGUGAAUCAUAGUAAAAGUGCCAUAGGAGACCAAGAACCUAUCUUUUUAAAUGCAGACUUGAAAAAACUCUGCGAAGAAGCAAUACUGUAAGUCUAUAUAGUGAAGAGGGUGUAGGUCUAACAAUGAAUUUGGUAACAUGCUUGCCUUUGAAGAGCUCAACUUAACUGUAAAAUGUAUAUUCCCAAUUGAUCAUUAAAUGAGCAACAAACGCGCUGCUGGGGGAACUCAGCAGGUCACACAGCAUCUGUGGGCAUUACACGAGUUGAUUUAUUUCAUAAAAGGUCUAUUCUAAAUAUUGUCGAAGGGAGACCCUUUGAUUACUCCCAAAAUGAUGCUGGAGGGUCUUUUCACACACUAGUGGAAUCAAAUUGUUCAACAAAGUAGCUCUGAAGGUUUAGCAGUAACAUUUGUAUGCACCAAUUAAAUAAAAAAAAAUACCUGCUUAGGUAGUUCCAGUAAGUCACAGCAAAUCUUAACGGCUUGUUCUUGAACACGGGUGGGCGGCACGGUAGCGCAGCGGUAGAGUUGCUGCCUUGCAGCGCCGAAGACCCGGGUUCGAUCCCGACUACGGAAUGUACAGAAUCUGUACGUUCUCCCCGUGACCUGUAUGGGUUUUCUCCGAGAUCUUUGGUUUCCUCCCACACUCCAAAGACGUACAGGUUUGAAGGUUAAUUGGCUUGGUAUAAAUGUAAAUUGUCCCGAGUGUGUGUAGGGUAGUGUUAGUGUGCGGAGAUCGCUGGUCGGUGCGGACUCAGUGGGCCGAAGGGCCUGGUUUUCACGCUGUACCUCUAAACUGAACUCAACUAAAAAGGUAACCUGUAGCAGCAUUCCCAUUAAGAUGAUUGGUAUAAAAGUUUGUUGUGGGUUUUGAGAACAAUGAAGAUUUUAAAAAAGAUAGAUGCAAGAUCACAUUGUAUUGAUUGCUGACAAAAAAAUCCUAGAUAAAGUUUUUUUUAACCCAGGCAUGGUUUUUUAAAAGUGUGCAAACUGGUUUUACUAAUUUGCCCUGAUGGGGAAUAAUAUUAUUUCAGCUGCUUGGUAGUAUUAUAUCAGAAUAUAUACAAAAGUGUACAAUGAAAUAACCUAUUGGUCAGCAUUGAAGUUUUUAAUACAUUUUUUUUGUUCCAAGCUAGAAUUAAUUGCCUUUCAUGAAUUUGGUGAUCAUGUCGGAUGAUUGUUUAUGAGCUUUGCAUUGUGUAUAUACCAUCUGAUUACAUUCUUGGUGAAAGGACCUUGCCCAUUUCACAUUCGAAUUUUCAAAUUUUCAGAUCUAAUCUGAGGCACCUAGAAUUCAGAGUCGGCAUGGUGGUGUAACGGUAGAGUUGCUGCCUUACAGCGCUCGCAGCGCUGGAGACCCGGCUUUGAUCCCAACUACGGGUGCAUGCCUGUACAGAGUUUGUACGUUCUCCCCGUGACCUGCGUGGGGUUUCACCGGGAUCUUCGGUUUCCUCCCACACUCCAAACACGUAUGGGUCAAUAGGCUUAUUGGCUUGGUGUAAGUGUAAAUUGUCCCUAGUGUUUGCAGGAUAGUGUCAAUGUGCGGGGAUCGCUGGUCGGUGCGGACUCGGUGGGCUGAAGGGCCUGUUUCCGCACUGAAUCCCUAAAUUAAAAUUGACUGAUUUUUGCAUAUCCUAGAGAAUAAUUUUCAAAUCAAACCAAAUUUUACCUCAUUCAUCUGUUAGAUUGGAUCAUGUCAAUAAAUUUGUCAAAUAUUAAAUGCUGUCCUGCAGAUUUUGAUAAGCCUUAUCCUAUAACAAUGUUGACCAUGUGGAAAGACAAUUUGUGUCACUUUGAUUUUUUUUUUUCUAAUCAUAGGUUAUACAGUUUUUUUGUGUUUAUGGCCAGUUAGUUAACUGAUGAUCAGUUAGUGGUCCUUCAAGUAACCAAUGGAUUGCUGUCGAUGGCCAACUCAUGAAAGGUGGUAAUUCAGCUUAUCAUUAAACCACAAAUUGGAAAUUCUUAAACAUUCCCAUAUUUAUUAUGUAAUUUAUUUAUUCUGAUGGUUUCUUGUGGGCUGCAUUUUUCUAAAGAUUGUAUAUAGUUGAACACGUCCUUGAUUAGAACAAAUAUGAAUCGAACCAAAGUAGCCACUAUGCUUGGUUCCCACAGUAAUGCUGUAUUCCUGAUACGUUUUGGAACAUUGCCCUUUUUUUUGAGUAAGUCUGUGCUGUUUGAUAAAGAGCUACAUUUGUUCAACAUUCCACAUUUUGUAUAUAACUAGAUGGUUUCUAACAUAAUCUACAAUAAUUAGGGUCAGCUAACGCUCUUCACAAUCUGAUUUACUUUGUACAAUUUUAGUUUGUAAACAAGGCAGUUUAUUGUAUAUGAAAUCUUAAA
This is a messenger RNA of Leucoraja erinaceus (little skate), 7966 nucleotides long. It is a transcript of the gene erbin, whose product is annotated as erbb2 interacting protein. Gene Ontology annotation, molecular function: protein binding. The transcript has 25 exons. Gene Ontology annotation, cellular component: postsynaptic density; adherens junction; postsynaptic membrane. NCBI's taxonomy places the organism in Eukaryota, Metazoa, Chordata, Chondrichthyes, Rajiformes, Rajidae. The coding region runs from base 161 to 4426 and encodes 1421 amino acids. The record is from RefSeq and is a predicted model, not a curated record. Gene Ontology annotation, biological process: neurotransmitter receptor transport postsynaptic membrane to endosome; neurotransmitter receptor transport, endosome to postsynaptic membrane.